AUGGCGAGCCCAGAAAAGCAGCAAAAUGGGUCCCCGAGCCAGGCUGCGGAGAAGCAGGAACCCGCCGCUGCCCAUGACGAUGCGGAGGAACUUCCGAAGCCAAAGCCCACCACAUUGAGACGCCUCAUGGACAAGGUCGGGCUAAAUGCUGCCACCUUGGUCCUGAUGUUCAAAGGCUCCAUCCCUCCUAUCAUUGGCAUAUCGAUGUACCAAUCGACACGAAUAUCCUCUUACUUCACGACGAUGGGAUAUUUAAUCCCGGUAAUCUCCGUCCUUGCCGUCGCGAUUCUGCCGCGCGACAGAUUUAUCCAGAACCUCAUUUUGGACCUCCUUGCCAUCUGCGUUGGCUCAGCCAUGUCUCUCCUCGUCCUCUGGUCCUCCAUCCAAGCACGUAUUCAUACCUCCCCUCCCACAUCCCAGGCUACCACGGUAGCCCCACCACCGUAUAAUUCGUCUCAGUCAGCCGUCUGCGCAGUAUGGCUCUUCGCGAAUAUCUGGUUCGCAAACCUUGUGCGGGCGAAGCUGCCUAGCUUCAGCCUGCCUGUGAUCAUCUAUAGUAUCUUGAUCAACAAUAGCACGACCUCCGGGCCCAAGCUUGCCACGACUAAAGCAGCGGAGGCCUUCGUCAAAGAGCAGCUUCUAGCGAUGCUAUUUGGAAUGGCACUAGCGACAGGUGUGUCGCUCUUCAUCUUCCCUUCUAGUAGUCGCAUGGUAGUGAUCGGGGAGUUGAGAGGCCUCAUUUGCCUGCUCAGAAAGGUAGUUGGUCUACAAAAGGAAUAUCUGGCGACCUUAGCAAGAGACGACAAUUUUGAUAUCGAAACGAGGAAUACCGAAGAGCGAGAAGUCUCGCAGGACAAGAAGAAGCUGAAGUCGAAGAAGUCGGAGAAGGUGAAGGAUGAGGGUAUGGCCAAGGAGGGGAAAGCAGCCAAGCGUCUAACAGAGACAAUCCACACAAUAAGAGUCUUGACGGGCAAGGUCCAUGACAAUAUGGCAUUUGCGAAGAGAGAUAUGGCUUGGGGAAAGCUUGACGCGAAAGAUCUCGGCGAGACGUUCACACUAAUUCGAAACGUCACGAUUUCAAUAGUGGCGAUAAAUUCACUUGUAGAUAUCUUCCACCGAGUCGCCGAACGUCGAAGGCGGAAUGUCGUUGAGGACACACUGGCUGAGAUCGCGGCGGAAGAAAAUUGGGAGAAACAAGUGUGGAAUGAUGUCAUGAAACAAUUGCACACGCCAUUCCAGACCCUUGUGGAAGCAAUCGACCAAGGACUCGAACAUACUGGCAUCUGCUUGGAGAUUCUCCCGAAACCAAAGGUAACCAGGAAGUCAACGAGCAGCGUAUCGGACGAUGUCGAGGCCCACGGAGACGCGGUGAACCCAGGCGACCAAUGGUUUGGUAGCCUUGUGGAUAAGAAAGUCCAGGAAUUCUAUUCUCAGAAUGGAGAUAUUCCUCGGGCCUGGGUUGGGGAUGAAGCCAGCGACGCCAUACCAAGGAACCAGACGCAACUUUACGUGACUUUAUAUAUACAACAACUGAUGCAUGCGGCCGGGGAAGCCCUCCAGGACCUCGUCGCCUUCGCGGACGAGAAAGUCAAGGAUGGUACAAUGAAGCAUAAACGCUUACUCUUCCCCACCGAACGGCGGCUAUGGAAGUGGUUGGCGAGUGUCUUCAAAGAACAGGACUCGAGCGUAAAGCAGAACCAGGAUAUCCUAGAGACGAACAACGUUAAUUACGGAGAUAGCUUUAACCCUAAGAAGGAUCUAGAGCAUCUUCCUGCCACCAAUAUCUGGCAGCAUUUUGGGAACGGGCUUCGUAGGAUCCCGUUAGCCUUGGGAUCUAAGGAGUCAGUCUUCGGCUUUCGAGUUGCCGCUGCUACAAUAACAGUCGGUAUACUGGCAUUCUUGGAGCAAACCCAACAAUUCUUUCAAGAUCAGAGGCUAGAUUGGGCAAUGAUUACUAUCGCUCUGGGAAUGACGAUUACUUCUGGCCAGUCGAUUUUCGGCUUUUUCUGUCGAGUCGGGGGUACGUGUCUAGGCAUGAUCUUCUCACUGGUUAUCUGGUAUAUCGUCGACCAGAAGACCCCCGGCGUUAUUGUUUUCCUAUGGUUUUUUAUCUUCAUUGAGUAUUACUUUUUCAAAUUUCCCCGGUUUCUUACAGCCGUUAUGAUUACCAUUAUUACUCAGAUUAUUAUUAUCGGUUACGAGUUGCAGGUAAGACAGCUUGGCGAAGCGGUAGCAAUUGAGUCAGGACAGCCAUACUAUCCAACCUAUCUCCUGGCUCCGUAUCGGCUCGCUGUUGUCGCGUCAGGCAGUCUGAUUGCGUUCUUCUGGACAAUUUUCCCUUCUCCUCUAACCGAUCGGACUUGGCUUCGACAGGAUUUGUCCGCGACCAUAUACCUUCUCGCUCAAUAUUUCAGCGUCAUACUUUCGACUAUGCAAUCGCAGCUUGAAGGGACAGCAGGCGAUAUCGAGUCAGAAACAUCGCCUGCUUACCACCUUUUAAAAGCUCGGCGUAAGAUUUUCGGCAAGGUUAUGCGUCUCAUGUCCUCUAUUGAGUCUCACGUCGUGUGGCAGCGGUGGGAGCCCAACCUAGGCGGUCGCUUUCCCGUUGAGACCUACCAAGAGAUCGUCAAGCGUAGCGGGCGUAUCAUGAGCUAUCUAACGCUUAUGAGCUAUGCCUUAACACAUCCGCCGCGAACGCAUAAGACGGCGGACCCCGACGAUGGGCAAGCUGGUUCAUCAAAUGCUGCCGCAGAUGCGCAAGAUAAUAGUUGGUGGCAGGCGCUCACAGAGGUCCUCUCGGGAGUAGAACCGACGAACCAUACUUUCCUGUCGACAUUGACCUUAUUGUCAAACUCGAUGCUUGCAGGCCAGAGCUUGCCACCCUUCUUGCUUCUUCCUCAACCUUACGAGAUGAUGCCGAGACUAAUUCGGCUGCCUAAAGACGACAGGGCCACUGAAUCAGAUCAAGGGGACAAUCCAUCACUUCCCCAUCGGGACUUCUCACGUGGACGCGGAAACUCGGGACUGACUACCAUCGAUUUGCGCCAGGAGGCCCCAGAUCACGUCGCGGAGAAACGCACCAGACGUGACCCACAACCCCAGAGCAAACAAGCAGAUGUGGCCUUCCCCGGGGACACCAAAUCCCUGGACGCACCCUUGGAGCUGCGUGGCUACGCAGAAUUCGUCGCGACGCAGGUGUGCAGCACGCUGGUAUGCGACGACCUUGAGGGGUUGGUGCGGGCGGUGAGCGGGCUUGUAGGCGUCGUGGACUUCAGCUUCCGCGUGGGCGUGGGCGAUAGGGAUAGCAAGGUCAGCGAUUUGGUUGAAAAGCCGCUGGCCCAGCGGAGGACGACUCGGCUUGUUGCCGCGAUCAGAUGGAAUGGUGUGACGCAGUUUUCGGCGAGUAGGGAGACCAAGAGAAAAGACCUGUCGGCUGAUGACUGCUACUUUGAGUUGAGCAGCUCUAGAGACACGGGCAAUAUUUGCAGCAAAGUCAAGCCUGCUGUUCUGAGGUGGAUGGCAUUUCUGCAUCAGCACUGGGCUUGCUCGCCCUUCUUCCACGACUUUCUCGGUCUCAUCGAGAGCAGCAUGCUCGUGGUUGAGACGAACGGCCAAAGACCCGUCCGCAGAAUCACUGCGGCAGACGUCAAGCAGAGGAUGGUUAGCUUUUACAACCGCUCGGGCUCCGAGGCGGCGUACUUGUCUGGGGCAAACCCGCUGAAUGACAUCCUGGCUUCGACGAUACAUCACCUAGGGAAUUGCCAUUCUGAAGAGGCCCCGAGGUGGGCCGUUCAAGCCAAGGCAAACACAACCGACAUGCCUGCCUCUUGGGAAUUGGCAAGGAGCUGGCCUAACUCGAAGACAAAGCGGAGGCAUUUGAGCAGCAACACUGGCGACGGAAAGGACGGCAUUUCAUCACCACUUAUGAGACGCCAUACUAACCCGGUCUAUCUGAGUGAUGUAGUCAUAAGUGAUACAUCAGCUUCCACGAGUGACCUGAACAAGCAGAACAUCAGCACGACACAGACGAUUCAGGAGACGGGACUAGCACAUGUCCGUCGGUUCGCUUGCCCCUUCUUCAAGAUGAAUCCUCACAAGCAUGGCAAGACUUGUUCGCGGGGAUGGGAGCACAUUCAUAGGUUGAAAGAGCAUCUAUUUCGGAAGCACACUCUUCCAGACCAUAGAUGCACCCGCUGCCUAUCUCACUUCAAAGACAAUGCCGAGCUUGAAGCGCACGCUCGCUCCGUCACGCCCUGUGCGUUAAGAGAGCCUUCGGAUUCCGAUAACAUCACUCCCGAACAGGAGCGACUUCUGAGGAAACGACCUCGGAGAGAGACCAUGUCGCACGACGCGGAUUACAAUGACUAUAGUCUUCCAUCAUCGACGACGGUAGAAUACUCCGAGACUAUCGAUGACUAUAGCAAGUUCCUCGAUGGGGGCAUCCCGUCCCACGUGCAGACUGAGCUGCAGGCUACGAUAAGUAGAGAGCUAGGGGUUAGCGAGGUUGACGGGAGGAAGAUUGUGGACAUAAUCCCGAUGUUGCAGCAAACGCUGCUGCAGUCGUUUCAGAACUACAAAGGAGGGCUAUCACAGGGUUAA
This is a messenger RNA of Fusarium falciforme, 4599 nucleotides long. Its product is annotated as ArAE-2-N domain-containing protein. Lineage: Eukaryota; Fungi; Ascomycota; Sordariomycetes; Hypocreales; Nectriaceae. The transcript has 9 exons. The coding region runs from base 1 to 4599 and encodes 1532 amino acids. The record is from RefSeq and is a predicted model, not a curated record.